This is a messenger RNA of Gadus chalcogrammus (walleye pollock), 4030 nucleotides long. RefSeq names its product islet cell autoantigen 1 (gene ica1). The coding region runs from base 106 to 1614 and encodes 502 amino acids. The record is from RefSeq and is a predicted model, not a curated record. Gene Ontology annotation, molecular function: protein domain specific binding. NCBI's taxonomy places the organism in Eukaryota, Metazoa, Chordata, Actinopteri, Gadiformes, Gadidae. Gene Ontology annotation, cellular component: Golgi apparatus. Gene Ontology annotation, biological process: regulation of transport. The transcript has 14 exons.
CUGUAGCCGAGCGCGAAUGAGCAGUUAACGGUGUGUGGGAACACGAUGGAGGACGUGUAGAUAGCCUGUUAUACAUCUGGAACGCCUUUUUUUGUAGAAGACACAAUGGACGGAUCGAAUUGCUAUUCCCGGGACUACGUGGACCGCUACCUGAAGACCCAGGACCGGUCUGUGGUGAACCAGUUCCAGAGAAGGUUCUGGAAGACCAAGCAGACGCUCAUCAAGGCCACGGGCAAGAAGGAGGACGAGCACGUGGUGGCGUCCGACGCUGACCUGGACGCCAAGCUUGAGGUCUUCCACUCCGUCCAGAGGACCUGCAUGGGUCUGCUGAAGGUGAUCGAGCAGUACCAGAGGAGAAUCUGCUACCUGUCCCAGGAGGAGAACGAGCUGGGCCGUUUCCUGCGGGCCCAGGGCAGCCACGACCGCAGCCGAGCCGGGAAGAUCAUGCAGGCGACGGGGAAGGCCCUCUGCUUCUCCUCCCAACAGAGGCUGGCUCUGCGCCGCCCGCUGUGCCGGCUGUACCAGGAGGUGGAGACGUUCCGCUACAGGGCCAUCUCCGACACCUGGCUGACGGUGAACCGCAUGGAGCAGAGCCGCACCGAGUACCGCGGGGCGCUGCUCUGGAUGAAGGACGUCUCCCAGGAGCUGGACCCCGACGGCCUCAAGCAGAUGGAGAAGUUCCGCAAGGUUCAGGCCCAGGUGAGGACCACCAAGACCAGCUUUGACAAACUAAAGAACGACGUGUGCCAGAAGGUGGACCUGCUGGGGGCCAGCCGCUGCAACCUCCUCUCCCACGUGCUGACCUCGUACCAGACGACCCUCCUGCACUUCUGGGAGAAGACGUCACACACCAUGGCGGCCAUUCACGAGAGCUUCAAGGGCUGCCAGAACUCCAGCUUCUCCUCUCUGAAGUGCCUCCAGGAGCCGAACCAGAGGCAGCCCUCCAAGAGGAAGGAGAAGGCGAGGAGCAGAGGGAAGCCCAGCGCCGAAGCCACAGACGGACAGCUUCUGUCCCGAAAAAAUGGAAACACAGAUGAUGAAUCCACAGAAGCACAGCUGCAAUCAGUUUCUGGAAAGUUAUUUGAAGAUGUGGACAUCAGUAGCCAAUCAACAGGAAGUGAGGACCUUCUCUCAACCAAUCAGGAAGAGGAAGGCGGGGAGAAGGACAUCAUGGCCCUUCUGAAUGACAUCCUGGGAGGAACCACUCUGAAGGAGGGCGAGUUCUCCCAGGAGUGGCGAGAGGUGUUUGGAGAGGGGGAGGAGCUAGGGGAGGGGCUUGGGAUGGAGUCGGGUCAGGUGUCGGGGAGAGGGGGAGGAGCCGAGGGGACCCAGCAGGACGCGGACUACUUCCUGCCGUCUCACCUUUUGGACCAGAGCUUGGAGAGCAUGCAGCCCACAGAUUGGGCCAAGAGCAUUCCGCAGCCCGUCGCCGCGGCAACAAAGCAAUCAUCUGGAGCCAAUAAGAGCCCCUCCAGACCGCCUCCGAAAGAGACGGCGGCGGCGGGCAUAUCCAAGGACCUCUCUGCGUGGUUCAACCUGUUUGCUGACCUGGACCCUCUCUCUAACCCCGACGCCCUGGGCAAGCCAGGGGAACACGAGCUCCACAACGCGUAGGACUAGUCCUCCUACAAGGGCGGGCAUGGGGAGCCUUGGGCCCAUCCCAUUCCUACCCCUUACCCCUACCCCUUGUUUUGAAGGGGUAAGGGGAAGGCGUAAGGGGUUGGGAUUGGGCCUUAGGCCCAUCCCAUUCCUACCCCUUACCCCUUCAAAACAAGGGGGAGGGGUAAGGGGGAGGGGUAAGGAGUAGAAAUGGGAUUGGGCCUUAGAAACCAGCUCUGGAGGACGAAGAUCUUCAGAAACAUACGACUACACUCGAACAUAUGUUUUGAUUUGUUAUGUUUAGUUUUGUUAAAGCUACAUAAACGUACCCACCCCAACAAUUGCCCCCUCCCUCUCUUCUCCACCAUGGAGAAGGUUCAAGUCCAGCUGGGGGGGAGCUGUGAUAACGCUGUGUUCACGCAUUUGAUUGACAGGCAAGAUCGAUUCCCUCAACCAAUCAGGGAAAAGAGGCACCGAUUGGUCAGAUAUUAGCCAUGAUUUUCCUCAAACAGAUUACGGGGCUGUCAACCAUGUCAGAGCAUUUAACCCAGCAAUAGCCUAUGGGGAUGGCUAUGGCAUUUCAAAACAUGACACUCAAAUUAUACCCCUUAAUCCCAUCCACAGCACCUUUGAGUUCGUUCUACCUGUUGUUUCAUGCUGGGCUAGACUUUUUUUUCCCCUGAGCAUAGAUACCUCAGUGAAUGUUUGCUCAAAAACAGCUGCACCUCCAAAGUGACCUGUCAGAGAAAAGAGUUGAGACGCACCCACCCAUUUUCUUUCCAGUCAUAAUUGGAAAUUACAAACACGCAAUACAACUUUUUGAAGCGAAAACAACCAGGUUUAAAAGGUGAAAACAUCCCCACUCAGAACCACAGUGCCCUACUGCGGGUGUGUACACGGCGUCGCUGAGUUCAGCAAGCCCAGGCAGCGUGGAGAGGAGUUAUUGAGAGCCAAGAUACCUCAUGGAAUUUAUUGAAUGGUCCUGUCAGGGCAAACAGCGCUGGCUCCCAACUGAUUUUCCCAGAAAAAUCAACAGAACCUAGAACCGAAAACAUCCAAAGCAAACACAGCGAGUCUGCUGCAGACGACAGGUGUUUCAGUCUUAAAGGGGUAACCCAACCCCUACCGUUAAAAACCAAAAACACUCCAUUCACCGGCUCUUUAUGAUUGGCUCAAAAUUGGCAUCCAUUGGCAUCAAUUUGAGCCAAUUAGAAAGCAGCAGUUGGGAAAACCAGUGUUCCACCGGAGAUUGUGUGGCCCCAGAGGGGAUGUUUUAGGAGUUGACUAUUGAAUGAACAGUUUGCAAUUCCUAAGUUUGAAACCGGUCUCCAGAAUCUUCCAGGAUAGGGAAAUGGAAAGAUAUGUCAUCCAAAGGGAGAUCGACUCGUCUCUCGAUUACAAACCCUGCUAUCGUUUACCAAACCACCCUUCCAGUUUCCUUUGUAUAUAUUACAUUCACCCUUCAUGUUGUACAAAUAACACACAUGCAUAUUAGUCACUUCCCAGGCAUUGUUUUUGAAUAUCUGGAAAGAAAGGACAUUUAUUUUUACUCGAGGACACCAUGGGUUCAGGGUUCUUUCUGUAUCAAGUACUUUUUUUAUACAAAUAUAUUUAUUUCUGCAUGUUGCAUGUCUAAUGUUAAAAAAAAGAAGUAUUGUAGGUGAUAAUUUAGGAUUAUUGGAUUGGGCGGAAAUUCAUUUUUAAGAGGGUAAUUUCACUUUUACUCAUUGGGAAAUAAACGUAUUUUGGCCCACACAUUAUUGCAUAAUCAUGGACCUAUUUUUAUGGGUUAUAAUUCUUCAUGAGAAGAGCCUUAUUCUAACGACCAGUCACACUAAUUUAGCCAUUUUACGCGAUCGAGUGCUCAGACCGAACCACAGGUACAGCAACAGCUCUCGAGAAAAACAGGUUGCCGAAUCUAGUUUAGCAAACAUGUAUUUCACCCAAGUUGUUGCAGCUCCUGCAGUUUCAUUUGAAGUGUUUGGUUGACUUUAUUAUCUCUUAAAAUACUAUCAAGAGGGAAACAGAAUUCUGUUUGGAUAUUCAAGCCAUGUGACAAGUAUUUGUCUGUGUAUAUUAAAGAGUGAAUGUAGCGAUUGGCUAAUUUCUGCUUUCAUCCCACCAUCAAUGAAGAGAACAUUUGCAUCCAGUUAUAUAGUAAAACAUGGGUAAACGAAGCCCACAGGGGCUCAAAGAUGAGCUGAUGAAUUUAAUCGGUUGACCUAUAGCACAUUUCAAUGUGAUGGGUGAACUUUGGGUAUCAGGUCCCAACAUGUGUUGGAAUACUGUACCGACUGUAAAAGCGAAAAAAACGAUAAAACAAGUUUGAAGUUGGGUGGUGUCACGAUUGGUGUUCGCUCAAUGAAGAUGUUUUUUGUGCGAGUGUUUUGUAAGACAGUACCAUCAGGGUGCUUUUUUCUUGUUGACUUUA